This is a messenger RNA of Botrytis cinerea B05.10, 2311 nucleotides long. RefSeq lists its product as hypothetical. Bases 399 to 1607 code for a protein of 402 amino acids. NCBI's taxonomy places the organism in Eukaryota, Fungi, Ascomycota, Leotiomycetes, Helotiales, Sclerotiniaceae. The transcript has 3 exons. The record is from RefSeq and is a predicted model, not a curated record.
GUCUUUCAUUAUCAGCACAUGACCAGUCAGCAAAAUGUAGCAGCUGACGUACCCCGCUCGUUUACUUGCAUUUCGGGUGGUAAUCACGCUGCUGUGUAACGAUCCCCCACCAAUACGGGGCUGCCAUGUUUUACUCUCCCUUUUGUUUCGUGUUGAUUGCUAUCUGUCUGAUGAAAUGCUUGAAAUACUGAGAGGGAAUAAAGCAUUGAAACCCAGAAUUUAUAUAUCAUUCCAUGUACCCAGAGAUAUUUCUGUCCAGAAGUACAUUCUAUUCUGCAACUUCUGAACAUAGUGAAUUUUGAGGACAGCGAGCGAUUCUGGAUUUAUAAAAAUUCAUGACAUAUCGGUCACCACUAUUGACAGCAGAUUGCCAUUCUUGAAAGAAAUUUAUCGCAAAGAUGGCUUCCGAGUAUGCAGGUGCUGGUGAGUGGUAUAAUGGGGAGAAUAGCGGACUUACAGAUGAUGACGACGAUGAAGGACUGUUUCGCGCAGCCAACAAUAUUGGGGAUGAAUUUGGGAAUUGGGACGAGGACUCAAAUCCUGGGGAUCAAGUUUUGUGGUAUGGACAAUACAAAGGUCACAAAUAUGACCAGCUACCUCCUUCGUAUGUAGAAUGGACGAUAGAAAAGUAUCUGAAGAGCCCAGAUACUGCUUCGCCAAAUAUCAAGGGCUUCAAGGCGUUGCACGAUCGAAAGCAAGUCUGGAUCGAAAAAAAUGUUUCCAAGCUUCCGCCUCCCGGAAAGGAAAUCAUAUGGUUCGGCCAGCAUACAGGCACUGCUUUCGACAAAUUGGACUAUGGAUAUGUGAUGAGUCUCUAUAACAAUUAUUACAAAGAAGGGGACAGAGCACUGCCAAGUAUACGAAAAUUCAAGGAGUCAUACGAUAGAUACAAUUCAUGGCUCGUUGCAGAACGGAUACGCACGUGGAAAAGUCCAGGAUCAACUCUGAUUUGGUUUGGGGAGGACCAGGGUAGAGAGUUUCGACAAAUAUAUAAAUAUCGGCGUCGAAAGUGGAAAUGGCUUCUAAAAAACAGCAUAUGGGCCCCGAUACUCAAAGCCAUUGCUCGUGAAUAUGAGGAAUGGUUGAGCACACGGCGACGACAACGACCUGUUUCGCGGAAUAUACCGAUGAUUGCUAACCCAGUUGGCGAGAGACUAGGGCCGGAUGAUGAUGAGAUACCUUCUGAUGAUGAUUCUUAUGUAUCCGACGAUGGCUUUGUGGUUAAAGAUGAGGACGAAAGCUCUAAUGAGGACGAAAGCUCUAAUGAGGAUGAAAGCUCUAAUGAGGGUGAAACAGAGGAGUUGGAGGCCGACGGGGAAGUCGAGGAAUGUACCACAGGUGGAGACUGCGAGGUUGAUAAAAACACAUCCCCGAACCUUGAUGGCAGCGAAAGCGAUAAGUCAGGAGAAGUGCUGCUAGGAACACCGAAUGUAACGAGGUCCUCCGAGCGAAAAUCGCUAAAUUUUUUCGAAGACUCUAUUUCUUCAUCCGACAGUGGUGAUGAGUCUGAACCAAUCGUCUCUCCUGGUAAACGUGGAAUGAGACGUAACCUUUUGCGCCCCCGAAAGAGGGUGGCACCCAUGCCUGAGAGUGAUAGCGACAACUAACCUGCUUCACUCUCCGAAGAGGGCAAAAGCAACCCAGGAAAGUUCUCGAAAACGGUACCUUUUACGGCUGACAACCCAAGAGACAAAUUUUGAUCACGAACCGAGAGAUAUCACGAACCCGUUUUUAAACGCAACUAAAAUCAGAAAGGCGGCUCUAGUAUUUCAGGUUCAAAUGAUCCAUUGCUGUUUCCCAAUGAGAAUACCAAGGGAUCAGUUCAAUCAUGACUUCCAAGCGUACCAAAACUCCAAACGAACCAGAUAUGCAGAGAGCACAGAUUCAGAGGCCGUUCUACGAGCUCAAUCAAAGCAAAAGAUACAAAGAAGCAAGAUAAGAGAAAAGGGGUGAAGGCAUGAUUGUCAGGCAUGUGAAGCGAUAUCUCAUCUUGACUUCAGGAAUUGGGAUAUCACAUAGUGCACCGCAAUGAAUUUUCAGAACAAUGAACUUGAUGGAUAUAAAUGAUGAUGGAGUCAAACUGUAGCAGGCAUUUCAUUUUCAUGUGUGUGGUUGCCGCACAGUCAGUGUGGACAUUGAGGUGAUAAUGGUGAGAGGAUGGCGGCUUUCGUGUGUAGGAGUAUUUUCAGGAACGAAUUUGAUGAUUACACAGUUCCUAAUGUGAUAAAAUAUAAGACCUUUACUUUUCUUGACAAACAUGUAAGAUCCACCAUCAUCAUACUCAUACUUAAUCUUACUCGAAUGGGGUGUA